GAACUACUGUUUUCCGGUGUUUUCAUUUUCUAGUGAAAUUGUAUUAAAACUUCCUAGAUCAGUUACUAUUUUUAAUAAUUUAUCUUUGCAAUUAUUUAUUAAUAAUAUUAUGCAUUUGUUAAAAAAUAAUAAUAAACUGGAGCAAUCCAAAUGUAUAAUUAACAUAUGAAUUAUUUACACUCUUUUUCGAAUCAAAUCUUGUCAUUGUGGUCUGAAUUUACAUUAUCUACAUUAUACUGGCCAAGUAGGUUUUACUGUGUUUAAAUUGGAGGUUUGCAUGUUCCAGAAUUAAAAGAGAUUACUAUUUUCAGGGUUGAAUACUAUAAAUAAUUAAGUAUUUAAAGAACACAUUAUGAGUCUCUGUAAUUUGUUGCGGGUGCCACCCAUAUUUGUUAUGGAUGAACUCUUUAAAAAUAGUUUUGGGUUACCAGAAUUUUCAGAUAUAUUAUUUCCUGCAAAUAAUAAUGAUAUCCUCAUAAAUGCUACCAUUAGUCAAAUCAGCGAGUCUACACAAUAUUACAAGGUCAUCUUUCUCUCUUUUUUCAAAAUAAUUAUAUCGUGUUUAAGUAAGUUGUAUUUAGUUGCUACAUACAGAAGAAAAUUAUUUGUUAAUAAUUAACCAAAUUAAUUUUUUAUUUUUAUAGCAUUUUGUUUGACAUCAUGUUUAUUUGUACUUCCUUCUAAGUACUUAUUCAUAGUGUAUCUUCAUUUGGUUUCUAUAUGUGUCGUACUUGUAUCCUACUGGACAAAUAUGCAAGCUAUGAAAUUUUUAUCUGGAAGAUAUGAAUACUUUAACAAUGCCCUUUUAGACGAAGUAAUAACAUGGGAUGUCAAUGGAAUUCUUCAUAUUUUCACAAAACUACAAAUUUUAGAUUUUUUUUUCGUAAUAACUCGCAAUAUAAUAAUACAAAGUUGUCUGUCACUAGUGUUUGACUUUUUGCACAUUUUUUCAACUUAUCGUUCACUCCUUAAAGUAAAUUUAUAUUACAUUUAAUUAGUCUUUAUCUCAAAUUGAAAUUAAUAUAUAUACAUUUUUUUCUUUAGAUUCAUUUAUAUAAUUUUACUAUUCCUACUGCAAUUGCAUUGAUACCUGGUACACAAGAUAUUUUGAGUACAGUUGCUGUAUUGACAACCUUAUUGCCAUUGUUUAUUAUGUUACAAACAUUAUGGUUAAAUAUAUUUACAAUAACAAAUUUAAUUCAAGAUGCAUAUAAUAGCAUAAGAGAUACAAUUGAGUAAGUUCAUUCUAUUUAUUUCUAUCAUUCUAUCAUUAAUCUUUGGACGGACCCGCGAAAUGAGUUUGUUUUUCAGAUGGCUACAAUUACACUGCUCUCGUUUUUAUCAUAUUUGGUGCAUAUGUUAAUAUGUGCUCCUUUGCGUGUGUAUAAAAGUUUGGCAGAAAUAUGGUUUAGCUCUUUAUUUAGUUUUCAAAAGUAUUUUUUUCAAAAUUUAUGUUUUUGUAUUCUUAAUUUGAUGUUACUUUCGAAAAAAAGUCACUCAAACCAGGAAUAGAAACCAAAAUACUAGGUCUUGUCAUUACUCAACCUUAACUUAACCUAACCAAAAAUAGGCCCCCCGGACGCAUUGGAGCCAUACUGACCACUUUAUUUUAUUUAUCUUAAAUUUAAUUUAGUAAUUGGAGAAUACCUAUUAGUGUUGAUAAGCCACAUGAGUGUAGUGUGGUGUAAAUGCCGUUCGCUUGCCCGCCCCAAGGUUAAUUAUAUUACGUGUAAAUCAUUUAACCUGCUAUGUCUAUUAUCCAUUUUAAUAUUGUCUGUAUAUUUUUUAAAUUGUAUAUAUCUUAGAUUACUUAGGUGAACACCACAUUUUUAUAAACAAAAAUAUAUAUUUGGUACCAAGGAUGAUGUUAGCUUAAGUUAAUUUUGUAUUAUUUUCAAUACAAGCAAAUUAAAUUUUGAAGACCCUUGAGACCAAAAAUAUUUUGUUAUUACAAUCUACUAUUUUGUUUUAAUAUUUAAUUUAGUUUUAGGCUUAUUUAAUUAUCUAUUUUAAAGUAAAAGCAACGGAUAAAUUUCCUAAAAUAUGAAUGUACCAUAUUUAAAUGAAUAUAUUCAUAUUUGUUUUUUUGAAAUUAUAAAGUAUAAACUAUCUCAUAGCUAUACUACUAUAUAAUCUAUUUUGUAUUAGUAAUUAUGGAAUAUCUUCCUUGAUUGAAACGGAAUGGAAUCGCCUCAACAUCCCAAGUGUUCUGCGUAUAUUUUGGGCCAUACGAGUACUGGAACAAAUUCUUUACCUAUUAACUGAUAUGGAAAUGAAAAACGAAACUUUAUAUGGAACUUUAAAAUAUUUAUUAAUUAAAGGUUGCGACACAUUUACAGCAGUUUUAGGAAUGACAAGCUUUGUAUCGUACUUUUGUCACUAUAUUGGAGCAUUCUUUCAAUGGGUAGGUAACAUAGGUACCUUUAUAUGCUAUGGAUUUUAAUUUUAAAUUUGUUUAAAUUCAUUGAUUUAGGUGUUAUUGACAGAUGAUAUGGAUGAUAAAAGUAUUGGAACAAUUUCUGCUGUAUUGUUUUAUAUACUAUCUCUACAAACUGGUCUAACUGGAUUGGCGCCAGAGAAACGCUUUAUACGACUUUAUAGAAAUGUAUGCUUACUUUGUGCUGCCCUAUUGCAUUAUAUUCAUAAUAUUGUCAAUCCAUUAUUAAUGUCUUUGAGUGCUUCACAUAAUCCUUCACUUAACAGGUAUUGAAAUAAAUUGUCAUCAUUAAUAUUAUAAACUAAAAUUAAUUUUUGUUUAAUGUUUUAGGCAUUUAAGAGCUCUUUUAGUUUGUGGAUUUCUUAUUGUGUUUCCUAUAUUAAUGUUAACAUAUUUGUGGUCUCACCAUUCAAUUAGUACUUGGUUAUUAGCUGUUUCUUCUUUCAAUAUUGAAAUUAUUAUAAAAGUAUUGGUAUCAUUAGCUGUCUAUUCAUUGUUCUUAAUUGAUGCUUAUCGAACAACAUUUUGGGAAAAACUGGAUGAUUAUGUAUAUUACAUCAAAUCAUUUGGAAAUACAGUAAUUUUACCAAUUUUUUUUUUUUUAUGUAUGUUAUAAUCUAACUUUUUAUCACAGGUGGAAUUUUGUUUUGGCAUAUUCCUAUUUCUAAAUGGUGUUUAUAUAAUGGCAUUUGUGUCUGGUGGUGCAGUCCGUGCAGCUAUGAUGUGUGUACAUGCAUACUUCAAUAUAUGGUGUGAUGCUAGGGAUGGAUGGAGAGUAUUUAUUAAACGCCGUACAGCUGUAAAAAAAAUAGAAUCAUUACCAGAGGCUACUAGUAUCCAAUUGGCUAAACUCGAUGAUGUUUGUGCCAUUUGUUAUCAAAACAUGAAUUCUGCAAAAAUUACUAAAUGCAACCAUUAUUUCCAUGGUGUGUGUCUACGUAAAUGGCUUUAUGUUCAGGUAAUUAUUUGUUUAUUUUUAUAAAAUAGUUCUAUAAAACUAGUGUAUUUUAGAUAAUUAUGAUUAACUGACCUCGGGGUAUUUAAUUUGGUUCAAAAUCAUACUAAAUAUUUCCAAUAAUUGAACCAAACUAAAUACCCAAAAAUUCAGUUUGAAAUUCUAACCAGUGAAAUGAAUUUUGAUUCUGGUAUUUAUUUUGUUUGAUUUGUAAAGUGGGUUUAAGGGAUUAAAGGUCCAGUGGAUCCGAGGCUAAACUUGAGAAUCAUUACUUUACUUGAACAUCACUACUACCUUGACUCCUGAAUACAUCUCAUGAAUUUAAAAUUGUGUGUAUCUAUACUUCAGUUUAAAGAAUAUUUAAAUUAAAUUAAUUUUAUUCUAAACUAACUUAUUCUUAGAAAACUUCUCUAGAAGUCCCUGGGUGGUAAGAAUUAUUAACUUUUAAUUUAUUACACUGUAAUAAUACAAAUUAAGAAUGUAAAAUAAUAAAAUGUUUAUCAUUUCAAAUUUAUCUCAUAAUUUAGGAUCGUUGUCCACUAUGUCACGAUAUAUUAUACAAGGCAGAAUUAUCAAAUGUACAAUCACAGGAUACUAACCACUUGCAAGAUCUACAAAACGUUAUUAAUGCUGACAAUUCGUAAAGUAAUAUUUUAUUAAUAAUGUGUUUGAUCAUGUAUCUAAUAUAAGCCCACUAAUAUAACUAAAAUAUUUGAUAAUAAUAAAACUUAAUUAAAAAUUUGAAUUAAAAGUCAAAAAGGAAUAUUAACCUGUUUACUGGUGAUGUAUUAAAAAUUAUCUUUUUAUCAGUUAAUAAUAGUUGAAUUGAAAAUAUGAUUUUUGUUACUUACAACUAUAGAUUAUUUUAAAAAUAAACAAUUUAACUAUUCAAAUUUAUAUAAAAGAUCUUAUGGUACAUUUAUAUUAACAAAUGAACUUAUUUAUUAUUUAUAAGCUUUUAAAAUAUAUUAAGAUAAGUAAAUAAUUUAUUUUAUAUUACGCACAUCUAGUUUACUACUUAGUUCAUCUAUGAUUUAAAAUAUAAUAAACAAUAUGUUUCCUUUAAUUCAAAAUUUUCAAAAUUAAAUAUUCAAUAUAUUGUUUAGUAAAAAAGGAAUUUCAAAUUGAAUAUUUUUUAAUUCAAGUAUACACAUUUUUGCUUAAAAUUCAUUUUUGACAUAAGUAGGAAUGUUUUAUGUUUUUUGUUCACAAGUUAACAUAUAUUUAAGAUUUUUUUUUUUUAAAUUCAUAACAUUUUAGGUAUAACUAUUAUGAUAUGAUAUAUUAUCAUAGUUUUUAUUAAUAUUAUAAGUAUCAGUUAUAAUUAUUUACUAUUUUUUUUGUGAGUAAAAUAUAAAUUGUCUGAUUUUGUUUUAUAUAAACUUAAAUUCAAUAGAAAACAUAAAUUUUACAAUUAAUGUGGUAAUUAAACAGUACAUACAAUUUCAGAUUAUAAACACCUAUUAUUAAAAUAUAGUAGAGCAUAAUAUGUACACAUAAAUUCUGGGAUAUCUUGUUGUAUGCAGUCUACUGGCAACAUUGUAACUGCAGUAUACGGUGUUCAGCGGUAUUUAUAGUUAGGGAUAUGAAAAAUGAGUGCUGACUGUCAUGUGCUAAAUGGCAGUUUUUCCAUAGCGGUUGUCAAAUCAUAAACAAAUAACCCGCGUUUAAUGAAGUAUCAAAUUAUUUAUAUGAGUGUAAUUUUUUGUAAUAAAAUAAGGCGAUUUUUCAAUAAUCUAUCAGUUUUAUAAUUCAUGAUGAAAUAAAUCAUGUACAUAUUUAAUGUAUAGAAAAGUUUACAAAUAUAAUGGUGGAAAAAAAUAAAUGAAAUAGUAUAACAAUUUUUAAAAAAUUGUUUUGACAUCAUCUUCACUGUCAUCAAGUGCGAAGAUUAUGAUAAUUGGCUCUAACAGGCUAUCUCUUAAUAUCUUUUUCUCAUUAUCUCAUCUUAGAUUUUAUUAGCAUGAUCUACACAUUUUUCCCAGUCACUGCUGGAUACUGAAUCCAAUGCCUCAUGUGUCAGUCUUUCUAGGCCUACCGUUUUAAAGAUAUUUUUUUUUUUUGCCACUUCACCUUAAAUCUGUGUCCAUAUGAUUUCAUUGGGGUUAUAUUGACAAUGGUAUGGUAGCAGAAUGAUUACUUGAUGGCCCAUUGAACUCACAAUUUCAUCUAACUGUAUCUGUUAAAUUUUAAUUUUAACAAGUUAACUCUUUUACACAGUUCAGUUAAUAUUUAAUAACAUCUGCAUUUAUUGACGUAUGGUAGUUAGUAGAAACCCCAGUUUGAUAAAAGAAAACUAAUUUUGAUCCCUCAAAAAAUCCAAAACGAGAUGACCCAGUUUGAGUAAAAAUUAGUCGACAUCCUUUGUCAGUCAAUAUUUUUAACCGCUAAGUUCCUUCAUUAUUUUGUCAAUUAUAAGAUGUUGAAUGAUUUUGGUUUACCAAGAUUUCAUCCAAAUAAACCACAGGUCGGGUAUCUUUACUCUGUUGAAGUGUACACAUUGCACGUAAAAAUUUACAAUGCAAAGUGACAGUAUAAUUUCGCUUCAUUAGUAUUUUUCUAACAUCAUUACAAUUUGUAAAAGAAAAUUUUAAGUUUCUUAAUAAUCUCUUGACAGGCUGGACGGAUCCAUCAUAAUUUGGUAUUUUUUUUUUAAAUUGAAAGAGCAGUUCGAUAUUUUCUUUUAUCAUAAAACUCAUGUACUGUUCAUUGAACUACAUUAGAAUCAAAAUAAUCCAGUUCCGUGCAUUUCUUCUGUCGCUUGUACAAUUUACGUGGCAAUUUAAACAAUGAACCUUCCUCAAUAUCCUCUGAAGAAUUUUUGACUUCUACAACUAAAUGCCUCACCAUUAUAUAAUAUGAAAUUGAUUGAAAUUGAAAAUGAUUUGCUUUGUUUAUGUGUAUCACGAUCUUUAAGACAAUUUAUAUAAAUAAAUUAGUAUUUCAAUGAUUAAACAUUAAAAAAAUAACAAAUAAUAAUUUUAACAACAGAAAUGUGGUACACACAAAAUAUAUGUUUACUACAGCACAGAGCAGACAUAAAAUUGUGAAGUAGUACAACGGUCUGUUUUUCCUUCCAAUAUCUACUCUCUAAUAAUUAAAAACCAUUUACCGUUAAUGUAAAAUAUUGAAUACCCAGCAAGGUAAAGACAACCGAUUAUAAAAAAAAUAAACAUUAAGUAAUUUUUCGUAUCAGAUUCCAGAUUCCAGUUAAAUAAAAAGUUUGAUAAAAGCAAAGUAUUUAUUUGAUAAAGGUUUAAUCCUACAGAAAAACUGAUUGUUGAUGGAUUAUAUCAAUAGUUGUAUAGGUAGGUUUUAAUAAAAUAAAAAUUUAUCUUAUUUUUAUUCUGUAAAUAAUGUUAUGUAAAAUCUAAUAAAUUAUGGAUUAUUUUAUGAUGUAAAAUAGCAAGUUUUGGUUAGGAAAUAAAUAAAAAUAAAUAUAUUAUUAAAAAUAAAGAUUUAUGUUAAUUGAUUUAAGGACUGUAUUGAGUAGGUAUAGCAUAUAUAUAGCAUAUAGGCAAGGAAUGAUAAUCCUUGACGAGUCAAUAAAUUAUAGUAUUAUCGUAAUUGUGUGGUAGAAUGCAUACGACAAGAUAACUAUAUUCUGUGAUCAUAUAUUUUGUAGGUAUGUAUGAAUUCAUGUGUUUAACUGAUUCUAAAUAAAACUAAAAAUAUAAAUAUGCGAGUUAUAAGUAUAAAUGUAAUAAUAUUACAUGUUGUUACAGAAUGAUAAGCCAUAUCAAAGGUGUAUAUUAUACAAAUAUUCAAUUAAUUUAAUACAAAAAAAAAAACAAAUUAUUUAGAAUGGUUAAUACUUAAAACUAAAAGUAAACAUAAAUUAAACAAAGAUUAUCCUAGAGUGUUAUUGAUCAUAUUUUAUUUAUCAGGUAAUACUGAUGUUAUAUAUUUUUUUUACUAAUACAUCACAUGUAUAUAUAUUAUUAAUAAUUGUAUUUUAUUGCUCUUUAAAAAUAAAGUAUUUAAAACAAUAAUUUAUUUUUUUUAAAUACAAAUCUUCAUAAAUUAAUAAUCAUUAAUAACAACCAGAUUACAAAUGUAUAAAUAUUUAACUUGGUAGUUUCAGUAUUAAGAAGUGUUAAUUAAAAUAAACUUUUAAUUAAUUUUUAAUUAGAAUUCUCUCUCAAUUUUGUAAAUUGUUAUUAUUUAUAGAUAGGGUACUAUAAUAUACUAUUUUAAAAACUGCAGUAUUUUUAACUCUUGGUCUCGUACUUUAAAAGCCAACUGGUAACGUUUCCCACUUUAAUUUGUUUUAAACCCGAUUGUUGUCCCUUUUUUUUUGAUUGUUUAAUUGGCGCUUUCCCUCUAAAACCAAAAUUAAUAGUUGUUUCUCAUACAGUCUGUGUAAGGUAUAUUUUAAUAUAUUACCCUUUAGUUAGACUGAGACUGGGUAUAGCGUCCUCUUAAGUAAAUAACUUCAUACAAUUUUUAAUUACUAUUAUUUUCUUUAUACCUAAUCUUUUUUUUUUAUUACUCUGCAGAUAAUUGAGCCUUUUUAGCUGUUAAAUUCGGUAAUUUUAUUGUACGUUUCUUUUAUCAAAACACGUAUGAUUUUGAGUAUCUAAUAAUUCUUUACUCAACCGUAUUUAGAAUUUAUACAUUAACUAAUGUUGCAAUAAUUAAUGCAUGCACAUACAAUAUUAUUUCCUAUUAAUUUGUUUCUACAUGUAUUAUAUUUAAAAUUGAAUUUUGUUACAAUAAAGUUUUCAAACUGGAGAAAAUAUAUCUUUAAAUCUAUAUCCUAUACUACUUUUUUGAGUUAUUACUUACUAUUAUAAUCAGUUUAGAAGAUUUCUUAACAAUCAAUCAAAUUUAUUUGUAAUAUGUUUAAUAGUAUAUUAAACUAAAUUAUGCUUUUUAUCUAUUUAGUUUAUUAAAUUAGGUAUUGUUUCAUACUGCAAUAAAAAAAUAUGGUGUUGGUUGAUUAUUAAAUUUGCAUAAAAUAAUAAAUGUAUUACUUUCAAAAUUGAGUCAGUUUAACCAUGUCCAGUAAAUAUUAAUUGUUGAAAUUAUGUUUGUUAAUUUUUAGUUUUGUUAUAAAGCCUUUUACUUAUAACAAAUAACUUUUUGAUUCGUACUUAAUUUAUUUUGACACUUAAAUAUGAGUAAUUUUAUGUAUACAUAUAUAUAUAUAUAUUUUUUUAAAAAACAUUAAAUACUUUCAUUCAAAAUUGCUUUCAUGUUUUGACUACAAAUAAGAUUAAUUGAAAAAAGAAUAUAUUUAAAUUAAUUAUAUCAAAAUAAACCUGUUGUAAUACCAUUAUAAUAACCAGACUGUAACUAUUAUUUUGUGAUACUUAAUUUUGUGUUUAUGAUUAAUACAUGUAUUUGUAUAUUUUUAGAGAAAAUUAUAAGAUAUUAGUUGUAUAAAUAUCAAUUUUUCCUAUUUUACAGAAGUUUUUAAACAAAUAUUCAUAAAAUAAAUUAAAAACAAUAUAUAUUGUUUUAUAAAUAUUGUCCAACAUGUCAUGGAUUUUUGUUACAACUACAUUGUUACCUUUGUAUUUUAAAAAAAAAAAAAUAAGAAAUAUAUUAUGUAUAUGUAUAUUCUAUUAUUUUUUUAAAAUUAUUUCUGUUAUUAAUAUAUUUGUCCUUUCACCUUGUAUUUA
Cinara cedri is the source of this 9019-nucleotide messenger RNA. NCBI's taxonomy places the organism in Eukaryota, Metazoa, Arthropoda, Insecta, Hemiptera, Aphididae. The record is from the annotation of a GenBank genome assembly.